Seriola dumerili (greater amberjack) is the source of this 2436-nucleotide messenger RNA. Its product is annotated as protocadherin alpha-13-like. The transcript is spliced from 2 exons. The record is from RefSeq and is a predicted model, not a curated record. The coding region runs from base 1 to 2436 and encodes 811 amino acids. Gene Ontology annotation, molecular function: calcium ion binding. Gene Ontology annotation, cellular component: plasma membrane. NCBI's taxonomy places the organism in Eukaryota, Metazoa, Chordata, Actinopteri, Carangiformes, Carangidae. Gene Ontology annotation, biological process: homophilic cell-cell adhesion.
AUGAUUCGUAUCACGUUUCUUUCCUUGAAGGCAGCGAUGGGCAGCGGUAGGAAUAACGAAAUUCUGUGCUGGCUGCUCGUGUUGAUUUUAUCUGACUGGUCUGCAGCUCAGAUAUCAUACUCUGUUUCCGAGGAGGUGGACAAAGGAACUGUGGUGGGGAAUCUCGCUAAGGAUUUAAAUGUCAACUUUCGAGACCUGCAAACGAGGAAUCUGAAUCUCGUGUCUGGGUAUAGUAAGAAAUAUUUCGAAGCAAAUGUUAAAACGGGUGAUCUUUGUGUUAAUGAGCGAAUAGACCGCGAGGAGCUUUGUCCAAACACGAUAAAAUGCACACUAAACUUAGAGGCCAUACUGAGCAAUCCUAUGGUACUCCACCGCAUUGAGGUUGUAAUUGUUGAUUUAAAUGACAAUGCACCUACCUUCGUUGAGAAGUCACAUUCACUUAACAUAUCUGAAUUAUCACCGACGGGCGAACACUUCUGGCUUCCCCUGGCUCUUGACGCAGAUACAGGCAGCAAUUCAGUAAAGACUUACAGGCUAAGUCCAAAUGAAUACUUCUCCUUAGAUAUGCAAAGCGAUGGAGAGCAUAGUGUAUCUGCUGAGUUAGUACUGGUAAAAGCUUUGGAUCGAGAAAAGCAAGCUGUUGUUAAACUAACACUGACCGCUGUAGACGGAGGCAAACCUCCCAAAACUGGAACUGUUCAGAUACAUGUAAAUGUUCUAGAUGUCAACGAUAACACUCCAUCAUUUAGCCAAACACUUUACAAGGCACGUGUAAAUGAAAAUUUUCCAACUGGAUCAUUAGUAAUUCAACUUAAUGCCACAGAUUCAGACGAGGGCGACAAUGGUAGAGUCAUUUACUCUUUUGUCAGGCGUGCAAACUUCAAUCCUGCAGAUGUGUUUCUCAUAAAUGCAGAGACUGGUGAAAUAACGAUUAAAGGCAAUUUGGAUUACGAAGCACAGUCAGCUUAUGAAAUUCAUGUUCAAGCUACAGACAGAGGUUCGUCGCCUCGGAGUGCAAAUGGGAAGCUGCUGGUGGAGGUAGUCGAUGUGAAUGACAAUGCCCCAGAAAUUGUAGUGACGUCACUCAUGAACCCGGUUAAAGAAGAUGCUGACAUUGGAAGCGUUGUCGCUUUAGUAACAGUGACUGAUAAAGACGGAGGAAAAAACGGUCACACUAAUUGUAAACUGGUUGGUUCUGCACCUUUCAAGUUAAGAUCCAAUUAUAAAAACUACUACUCUUUAGUUGUAGACGGACCUCUGGAUAGAGAAGGAUGCUCUUUUUACAAUGUCACGAUUGCAGCGACUGAUGAGGGGACCCCUCCUCUAUCCACCAGCAGCGUAAUAACUGUUAAGGUUUCUGAUGUCAAUGACAACGCACCUCGUUUCCUUGAACCAGUGAUUAACAUUUAUGUUAAAGAAAACAGUCCAGUUGGAGCUCUUAUCUAUACGAUAACUGCAGUCGACCCUGAUAUGAAUGAAAACGCUAGAGUAGCAUACUCAUUUUAUGGUGAUUCAAAAAGUAUUCCUAUAACUUCUGUUGUAAACAUAAACCCAGAGACUGGAGAUAUAGUCAGCCUUCAGUCUUUUAAUUUUGAGGAGUUAAAAACGUUUCAGUUUAAAGUUCAGGCCACCGACUCUGGUGUUCCUCCGCUCAGCAGCAACGUGACUGUAAACAUUUUCAUCCUGGAUGAGAAUGACAAUAAUCCAACAAUUCUCGCGCCCUAUUCUGAGCACGGCUCCGUUAACAGUGAGAGCAUCCCCUACUCUGCUGAAGCGGGAUACUUUGUGGCAAAGAUCAGGGCUGUAGACGCAGACUCUGGAUACAAUGCGCUGCUUUCUUAUCACCUCACUGAGCCCAAAGGAAACAAACUCUUCAGGAUUGGAACCAGCACCGGAGAAAUCAGGACUAAGAGGAGAAUGAGUGACAAUGACCUGAAAACUCACCCCGUGGUGGUCUUAGUUUCUGAUAAUGGAGAACCCUCCCUGUCAGCUACUGUGUCUAUUGAGGUGGUGGUGGUUGAAAGCACAGCUGACAUACAGACUCAGUUCAGACAUGUGCCCAUAAAGGAGGACAGCUUCUCUGAUUUAAACCUGUAUCUGCUGAUCGCCAUUGUGUCAGUUUCAGUGAUUUUUCUGCUGAGUCUCAUCAGUUUAAUAGCUGUCAAAUGCCACAGAACAGACGGAAGUUUCAGCAGGUACAGCGCCCCAAUGAUCACCACCCACCCUGACGGGAGCUGGUCUUACUCUAAAGCUACUCAGCAGUAUGACGUCUGUUUCAGCUCAGACACGCUCAAGAGUGACGUAGUGGUUUUCCCCGCACCGUUUCCGUCUCUAGAUGCUGAGCUGAUCAGUAUUAAUGGAGGAGACACGUUUACCAGUACUCAAACUUUACCUAAUAAAGAAAAGACUCCUCCUCUGCGUGCGAAGCAUCAGUAG